GCUGCCCCCAAGCGCCUCGGGCUCCGGAGUGGAUUACCGUAUCCUAUUCCUGACAGCCAUUCACGGCAGCCUAGCUGGCUGUCCGUUUUACCUCUCUCUCCUUCCUUCCUUCCCUCUCUUCGCCUUCUCCUCUUCCAUCACCAUCUCAGCCCUCCAGCCCCCACCCCAUCACUACAAUACUACUCACCUCCUUAUCCCACAUUCCUUCCCCCGAGUAGACUAAGAUUCGCUGGUUUAUAGGGUUAUCCCGCAUCCAUCAUCGUCCAAGCCUGUCGUCAUAAUUUCACUCUUGAGCCCCCCAUCCGGACGGCCCUAGCGAAAGCUUAAAGUUGAGCCCCCAGCAUGGCCUCAUCGAUUGUAUUCGCUGCUUGCCCACCAGCUCUGGCCCAGCUCGUCGAACCCUAUGCCACCAGGAUCGGUCUGCACACACUUCCGCUUCACAUCCACCAGGUGAUAUUUGCACUCGUAAUCUACCACCUUAUCUUCCUUAUCUCACCGACACUUUCCGCCUUCAUCUUCCCGAAAACUUACCGCAACUUCGACAGACGGACCAAGGUCAACUGGGAUGUGCAUGUUGUUUCCCUUGUUCAGAGCAUCCUCAUCUGCACUUUGGCGAUAUGGGCCGCCUACCAUGAUCCGGAGCGGGACGCGUGGAGUAAGGAUGAGGCUUCCAUGAUGAAACGAACUUUCGGAUACAGUCCUAUCCAGGGCGCCGUUCAAGCCUACGCGGAAGGGUACUUUGUUUGGGACCUGCUUAUGAGUGCGUGGCAUUUGGACAUCUUUGGGCUCGGGUUUCUAGCGCAUGCUGCCAGCGCCGUAAUUGUUUUCAGCCUGGGCUUUGUGCGUACUCGCUUUUUGUCUUUUUUCGCUUAAUGGUGGUGGUGGCACAAGGAUUUUUAGCUAACGCCCCUGUUCUUCUUGCACGAGUCCAGAGACCUUUCGUCAAUUAUUGGGCGUGCGUAUUUGUGCUGUUUGAGAUCUCUAGCCCAUUUCUCAAUAUUCACUGGUAACAACAUCUCACCUCCGACCUCCCAGCUACCACCGCUUGUUAAAUGCUAAACAAUCAAUAGGUUCUGUGAUAAAACAGGAAUGACCGGGUCACUCCUCCAACUGAUAAACGGCUUCUUCCUUUUGACCAGCUUCUUCUGCUGCCGUCUCAUCUGGGGAACUUGGAAUGCACUAUUAGUCUUUGGUGACCUCCUCGCCCUCUACAAAAACCCGCCACCAGCCCUGCGCCCAUUGGACCAUGACCCUAUCCAGCCGGACCAUCCCGAAACCGAUGAAAUCGUCGUCCACGCAUUCGCUGGAAAGGAUCUCCCAUUCUGGCUCUUCAUGGCCUACCUCGGCUCCAACAUCAUCCUGAACCUGCUGAACUAUUACUGGUUCUGCCGGAUGAUCCAGACCGUCAGUGCAAGGUUUACGAAGAAGGAAGAGCCGGUCAAGAAGGAGAAGGAAAAGGGGGGGAAUAUUAAGGUGGAUGCCGACGGAAAGGUCUGGGUCGAGGGGACGGAUGUAAACGUUGGAACCACAGUGGAGGUCGCGAAGGAGAAAUUGAAGAAGAGAACUGUCACCAGGCAAGCUUAAGGCUGCGCUUUUCCUCCCUUCCUCUCCUAUGGUUUCCUCUCC
This is a messenger RNA of Tuber aestivum (summer truffle), 1626 nucleotides long. The record is from the annotation of a GenBank genome assembly. NCBI's taxonomy places the organism in Eukaryota, Fungi, Ascomycota, Pezizomycetes, Pezizales, Tuberaceae.